CGAUAUUUGCUGUUUGGCACAGAGAGGCGAGAAGAGAGACAGAAAGCAAAAUAUUUCGGUUGUUUUGUAGCAGUCUACAGAAAGCGCAGGUUAUAGCUCACAGUUGGUGUUGUUGUCUGAGUGUUCUUACGUCCAAGCUUGCUUCAUGACAGACGUGAUUUGUUAACUGGACGUAAAGCGACAUUUAAAAAGUACGCGGCCACAGAAUCCUAAUUGUAUGUCUAAGGUGCUAACUGUUAGCUGACAGGCUAGCUAGCAUAGCCAUUGAAGCGAUGGCGUUGAAAAGAAUCCAGAAGGAACUGUCAGACCUGCAGAGGGACCCCCCCGCCCAGUGCUCAGCUGGACCAGUUGGAGAUGAUUUGUUCCAUUGGCAGGCAACAAUAAUGGGUCCAAGUGACAGCCCAUAUCAGAGUGGAGUGUUUUUCCUCACCAUUCAUUUUCCGACAGAUUAUCCCUUCAAACCACCGAAAGUUGCAUUCACAACAAAAAUUUACCACCCAAAUAUCAACAGCAAUGGAAGUAUUUGUCUGGACAUACUGAGGUCACAGUGGUCACCUGCACUUACAGUGUCGAAAGUAUUAUUGUCUAUCUGCUCUCUUCUUUGUGAUCCAAAUCCGGAUGACCCUCUGGUCCCAGAGAUUGCCCACACAUACAAAGCUGACAGAGAAAAGUACAACAAGUUAGCAAGAGAAUGGACACAGAAGUAUGCAAUGUGAGAACACCAGGGGGAUGAAAUGCAAAUGAGAACAAAAGAACCACAAAGGAUUUGUAACUUGAGGCAAAUGAGCGACUGAAGAGAAAACAAAAAAACAAAACAAACAACAACCCAUGUUUUCAAAAGGAAGUGCUACAUUGAGGUACAGUGCCACUUGGCUUUCUGUGUGCUGAGCUGCUACCAUUCGCUGUCCCUCACGGCUUGUAUGGAUCUGCAGAGCAGGACCUGAUGGACUUCUUAAAGUGCUCCCAUAUGGAUUACUGGAAUUUCUUUACAGCUUCUGAUGUCACACCGAGACUAAACCAUUAUCCCAGCUAUCGCUAUCAUCGUUGCUAUUCGUACACUUUAUUUUCACUUUAUUGUUUUCAUUUUCAAUGAGUUGAUUGUGUUGCAAAGACGCUAAAUGUUUAGUUGGAGACUUGCUCUCCCUUCAUUUCAGAGGUACGGUCUGUGCCCCACUGGAUGUUUUGUCAUUACUGUACUUCAUGUAUUUAGUGGCCUUUCUGUGUGACAUUUGUAGUACGUGUGCAAUUCAGGCAGCAUGUUCCCUGAUGAAAACAAAAAUGGCGCAGUGCCAUCACCAGCAGAUUAUCUGUUGGCGUGAACUGUCUCUACCCCGAAACAAUGUGAACUGCUUCAACAAAACAAAACAUACGUCUCUGUUGUCCACUGUAUGUGAAAUCCAAGCAGUGCUAUUACGGUUUGGAAGACACCGGAGAGCAGCUGUUUGGACUCUCUGGUUGACAAACUCCAUUUGGUGAAUGUUCAUUUCCUUCCCCACAUGCUGUCAUUGGCCUUCCUUACUUUAUUAACAACCAUCAGUCACUCGUGUAUCUAUAGUGCACAAAAUACUACUGUCAUUUAUUUGUGUUGAUGUAGCUAUAAACACAGCUACUUCUUGUCAUAAAGUGUAGCUGUGUGCCAUCUCCUCAGUGCAGUUUCUCAGGUACCCAACCACAUUAUUAAUCCACGGUGAGAAAAAUGACCAGGCCGAACAUCAUCUCUUUGAAUAUAGUUUUUAUUUCUGUUCAGCUAAAAACAUAAAACGUAGUUCUCUGAAGAGACCACGUGUUGAGUAUAAGUACAUGCUGUAAAAGUACUCGUUGUUUUUAAUCUCUUAAGUCUUCUUUAUUCUUUUUCCUGAACUCUGUGAUUUUAAAACCUUAAAAGUUGAGAUUUACACGCUGUCAUUUUCCUGUAGUGAAAUGGCUUUUGUCUUCAGGUGUCUCUUGUACUGAAAACCAGAACUUGAACAGAACAGACAUUUAGCAAAAACCCGUAUUAUUUUUAAGUCGUGAGCAUAAAACUUGCCAUGAUAGUUUUAACUUGCUUUAAAUAAGUGAUUUGAAACUUUGCAUUAUUUUAUGUUUAGUAGGUCUGCAAACUUUGAUUUUAUUUUGGAAUUAUUAACACUGACAGUAAAACAUUUUUUGUCUGAGUGGCACAUUUGUGACUUGUGUAAUUUUUGAAAACUUUAGUUUUAGACUAUUACUCCUUUUAUUUGUGCAACAAAUUGAAUAUGAUUGUAAUAUUACAUAACGUCAUACCUAAUAUUUCAUUGUGACUACAGGAAAAGGUAAAUGGGGGUGCUUUGUAACGUCUCGCUGUGCUGAUGAUGCCAAUGUGUAGGGAAAAGCUGCAGAAGAUAAGCGGAACAAAAUUCUAAUAGUGAGGCAUUAUUGAACUGAAUAAUCUGCAUGAUGGGUUUAAAGAGCUUUAGCCUCAACUCUGAUAGAUUUUUAUCUUUUAAGUUGUAUUACAGUAAAUCAGACCCUGUGUUCAUUAUUGUUUCUUCAAUAUGUUUGCACUUCUUCCAGCUCUGACUGAGUGCAGCCUCGAUCGUUUGAUACAACAGUAACAUCCCCUGUUCGGUGUGCUCAGAGUUUAUUUAGGCAGCUUGGCAUGCUUUACACUCUGGAGAACCUUCUCACAGCCAUUUCCAGAUAUCAGGGAUUUCAUCACAAUUCAUCUGCCUAACACCUCACACUAAAAUUCUAGCCUUAACCCUCGUUUUGUAUAGAGGAUGUGUCACUGAGUGUAACUUUGCUGUCAUGACGGUAACCCCAAAUUGGGUUGUUCAUUUCAUUAAUAGACAUGGAAACCUGCUUCAACAGCACCGAUGUAUUUGGCUUUGAUGGAACGAAGAACCAGCACUUCAUGCAUCCUAAAAAUGUGGAGUAAAUGUGCUUCAUCUGCCAUCGUGAUCCUAAACAAGACAAAUAAUGACCUUGUUAUAACGAGAAUAAAGCUCAUCUUGGUUUA
Molecule: messenger RNA, 2977 nt
Organism: Nematolebias whitei (Rio pearlfish)
Lineage: Eukaryota; Metazoa; Chordata; Actinopteri; Cyprinodontiformes; Rivulidae
Gene: ube2d4
Product: ubiquitin-conjugating enzyme E2D 4 (putative)
Exons: 7
Coding region: 273-716 (147 amino acids)
Biological process (GO): ubiquitin-dependent protein catabolic process; protein polyubiquitination
Cellular component (GO): nucleus
Molecular function (GO): ubiquitin conjugating enzyme activity
Source: RefSeq, a predicted model, not a curated record